Molecule: messenger RNA, 1500 nt
Organism: Cloeon dipterum
Lineage: Eukaryota; Metazoa; Arthropoda; Insecta; Ephemeroptera; Baetidae
Exons: 7
Coding region: 7-1440 (477 amino acids)
Source: RefSeq, a predicted model, not a curated record
UUGCGGAUGGAUAAGUGCGAUAUGUUGCGUGGGCAACGGAAGACGCGGCUGCUGCUGCUGCUCGGCCUACUCAUCGCGCUCUCUUUUCUGCGCUACGCCCUCCUCAGGGCCGUCCACCAAGCACGAGCCCAAAAGUCAACUCCCGACAGCAAAGGAUGCCGCAUUUUGAGCAGAAAAUUCGGAGAAAAAGCUACAAACCGGACUCGAAUUAUUUGCAACCAAGAGCAGAAAUUUGCAAAUGGGCAAAAGUGCUGUUAUACAAAUAUUUUUGGAGUUUUUGGAGACGAUGACAGCUUCAGAUUGGGCGAUGCUUGCCGGCCGAUGGAGGAGCUGCUGGUGCCUGAGAGCGGCAUGCAGUUGAGGGGAAACGACGUGCCCGAGUUUAUUCGCGUUUCAUGCGGAUCAGACGAGAACGUGCACUUCAGACCCUUCGUCCCCUUCAAAGAUCAAGUGGAGGAAAGGUGCAACAAACUGCCAAAAAGACCGCAUCAGGUGAGCGUUUUAUUAUUUAUAAUUGACUCGAAUUCGCGUUGGGGCGCCGAGCAAGAGUUUCCCUCGACGAUGGACACUUUGAGGCGGAUGUCGGCCGUGACUUUGAAAGGCCAGAGCGUGGUCGGCGACGACGCUUUCGCGAAUUUGGUGCCGCUGCUGAUGGGCCAGGCGGUGGACGAGCUGGACGACGUUUGCGGCUGGCCCAGCCCCCGCCCCAAAAGACCGAAAUUCGACCAGUGCCCGCACCUCUGGCGGAGCUUCGCCGAGCAAGGCUUCCGAACUCUGUUUGCUGACCUUCCCACCCAAGCAGCUAUUUUUAAUUCCCAGGAGGGUGGUUUCGCGUCUCCGCCGACCGAUUACUACCCCCGUCCCUUCUUCCUGGCCGCCGAGGGGACGUCAGGAUGUGUGGGGCGUCGGACGGAGGCAUCCGUGCUGCUCAGGUACGUGCAGACCUUCGUCAGGAGGUUCGCCUCCAGCAGAUACCUGGCUGUGGUUCGAGUGGCCCGAUCAGCCCCUGACCAAGCCUUGUCUGAGGCCCUCAAGACCCUGCGUAGACGAAAGCAACUAGAAAACACCGUCCUUGUCGUCCUCACCGCCGGAGAAAUUCCUCCAAAGGGUGCAGUUGAGGAAUUUCUGCCGUUGGUUUCAAUUUCAUUUCCAGCCUGGUUUGAGUCUAAAUUUCCUGCGGCGAUGACCAACCUGAGAAAAAAUUCUGAAGACCGGCUGACGACGCCCUUCGACUUGCACCAGACCCUGAAGGACCUGGCCGAACCUUCCCGCACCCUGAAUGCCGCCCACCUAAGCCAGAGACAAGCUGAACUUUCCAAUUUAUCACCAAGGGGCGUGAGUCUGUUUUUGGAGAUUUCGGACUGGAGGAACUGCUCGGUGGCACACGUCCCUCGCAGGUGGUGCCCCUGCCUCAACCCUAAGCCUGGAUUGAUUGACUGAAUUAUCAAAGCUGCUGAUAAAGGAAACGGAAAUAAAAAUAUGUCUAUAUCGCACUUUUGA